ACACCUCUGCACAUUGCGGCCAAAAAUGGUAACUACGAAUUUGCCGAGUUUCUUAUCAGCAGAGGUGCUAAAGUUAAUUCAAAAGACGAUGCUGGAAGAACUUGCUUACACUAUGCAGCUUUGAGUAAUAGUAUUUCUAUAACGGAACUUAUAAUUCGAAAGGGAGCAGAUAUCGAAGAUCGUGACACUGGAGGCCAUACACCGUUACAUUUAGCUGUUAAAAAAGGAUGUACACAAGUUAUUAAGAAACUAUUUGAAUUAGGCGCCGAUAUUACGGCUACAGACUCUGAUGGUCGGCACUGCGUUCAUUACAUAGCUGAGCAAACUGAUAUUAGCACCAUACAGGCCGUCUUAGAAGUAAGCUUACUAUGCCGAUCUUGA
Messenger RNA from Trichoplax adhaerens, 381 nucleotides. RefSeq lists its product as uncharacterized. Gene Ontology annotation, cellular component: cytoplasm; nucleus. The transcript is spliced from 2 exons. Gene Ontology annotation, molecular function: protein binding. The record is from RefSeq and is a predicted model, not a curated record. NCBI's taxonomy places the organism in Eukaryota, Metazoa, Placozoa, Uniplacotomia, Trichoplacea, Trichoplacidae. The annotation marks the transcript as partial.